AUGACCAGACCCACGUCUUUCUCGCCGGAAACAACGAUUUCGCCUUCUCGGAGUUCUUGGGUUUGCUACUCCACUUUUGAUUGCUCACAGAUCUUCUGUUCUUAUCAAAUUGCUGCCGGUGAGCGUUCUGGAGCGCACAAUCGUGACAAUCAGACUUUCACGAUGACGAAGGAUCCACCAAAGCCAAUGCCGAAGACGACGGAGACAUCGAUUACUUUAGACUCUCUGGCGCACAUCAUGAUGAAUCACAAAACCGACCAGAUGGAGAGUGAACAGGCUACACGAUCGAUGAUCCAAGAGUUGGCGACGACGAUGGACUCGCGGUUCUCCGAAUUGUACGACCUACUUCAGAAAAACUCUGUAAAUUCACCACAGGUCAUGGAGUUCUCAAAUCCGAAUUUCAAGAAGCCUAACCCAAAGGUAUGCCCUUCGGACUUGAAACCAGGCCUUAUUUAUUAA
Molecule: messenger RNA, 459 nt
Organism: Microthlaspi erraticum
Lineage: Eukaryota; Viridiplantae; Streptophyta; Magnoliopsida; Brassicales; Brassicaceae
Source: the annotation of a GenBank genome assembly